Spodoptera exigua (beet armyworm) is the source of this 1281-nucleotide messenger RNA. The record is from the annotation of a GenBank genome assembly. NCBI's taxonomy places the organism in Eukaryota, Metazoa, Arthropoda, Insecta, Lepidoptera, Noctuidae.
AUGAGAACGGGAACGGUAUCGGGAACGGGAACGGGAACGGGAACGGAACGGGAACGGGAACGGGAACGGGAACGGGAACGGGAACGGGAACGGAACGGGAACGGGAACGGGAACGGGAACGGGAACGGGAACGGGAACGGGAACGGGAACGGGAACGGGAACGGGAACGGGAACGGGAACGGGAACGGGAACGGGAACGGGAACGGGAACGGGAACGGGAACGGGAACGGGAACGGGAACGGGAACGGGAACGGGAACGGGAACGUGAUCAUGAAUGUGAAUGUGAAUGUUAAUGUGAAUGUGAAUAUGAAUUUGAAUGUGUACGUGUAUGUGAACGUGAAUGUGGAUGUGGAUGUGAAUGUGAAAGUGAAAGUGAAAGUGAAAGUGAAAGUGAAAGUGAAAGUGAAAGUGAAAGUGAAAGUGAAAGUGAAAGUGAAAGUGAAAGUGAAAGUGAAGGUGAUUGUUGAAAGUGAAAGUGAAAGUGAAAGUGAAAGUGAAAGUGAAAGUGAAAGUGAAAGUGAAAGUGAAAGUGAAAGUGAAAGUGAAAGUGAAAGUGAAAGUGAAAGUGAAAGUGAAAGUGAAAGUGAAAGUGAAAGUGAAAGUGAAAGUGAAAGUGAAAGUGAAAGUGAAAGUGAAAGUGAAUGUGGAUGUGGAUGUGGAUGUGAAUGUGAAUGUGAAUGUGAUAGUGAAAGUGAAAGUGAAAGUGAAAGUGAAAGUGAAUGUGGAUGUGGAUGUGGAUGUGAAUGUGAAUGUGAAUGUGAAUGUGAAUGUGAAUGUGAAUGUGAAUGUGAAUGUGAAUGUGAAUGUGAAUGUGAAUGUGAAUGUGAAUGUGAAUGUGAAUGUGAAUGUGAAUGUGAAUGUGAAUGUGAAUGUGAAUGUGAAUGUGAAUGUGAAUGUGAAUGUGAAUGUGAAUGUGAAUGUGAAUGUGAAUGUGAAUGUGAAUGUGAAUGUGAAUGUGAAUGUGAAUGUGAAAGUGAAAGUGAAAGUGAAGGUGAAUGUGGAUGUGAAUGUGAAUGUGAAUGUGAAUGCGAAUGCGAAUGCGAAUGCGAAUGCGAAUGCGAAUGCGAAUGUGAAUGUGAAUGUGAAUGUGAAUGUGAAUGUGAAUGUAAAUGUGAAUGUGAAUGUGAAUGUGAAAGCGAAAGUGAAAGUGAAUGUGAAUGCGAAUGCGAAUGCGAAUGCGAAUGCGAAUGCGAAUGCGAAUGCGAAUGCGAAUGCGAAUGCGAAUGCGAAUGCGAAUGCGAAUGCGAAUGCGAAUGCGAAUGCGAAUGCGAAUGGGAAUAG